Molecule: messenger RNA, 2948 nt
Organism: Magnolia sinica
Lineage: Eukaryota; Viridiplantae; Streptophyta; Magnoliopsida; Magnoliales; Magnoliaceae
Product: serine/threonine-protein kinase EDR1-like
Exons: 17
Coding region: 335-2821 (828 amino acids)
Biological process (GO): protein phosphorylation
Molecular function (GO): ATP binding; protein kinase activity
Source: RefSeq, a predicted model, not a curated record
UUUUCUUCCCUCUCCGUUUCGAUUUGUCGGAUAUAGCUCGCUCGCUUCCUCUCUCCGAUACUCGUCUCCUACCGUUUUCUCCGCCCCAGCUUCUGCUCGUUCGUUCAUGAAGCUGUUCUCCGAGAAAUUUUCAAUUCCGGUACUGUAAAUCUGCAUCCGAGACGGAGAAUCCAAUGCUCGGAUCCAUCGAUGAGGCAACCUUCAGCUCACUAAAAGCAUAAAUGGAGAGUUUUCAGCUUUUGUUGCCUUUGGUUGAUGUAGUCCUAGAUUCAAAAUGUUCUCUAUGAGGUGAGAGGUGGGACGAAAUGGUUUUAUUUUUGAAAGCUUCAAUGAGAUGGAGGAGACACCAGGAGAUGCAGGGCUGUUGGAACCUGGGCCUUCUAAUGCUAGUUGGUUGCCAUCAGGUUUUAUGGAGAAGUUAAAAUCUGUAUCUCUGGUUUCUCAAGAAGAUACUUUGAAUAUUAGAGAAUCUGCAUGCAAUUUGGAACAAGAUGAGUUGUCAUCUCAGACAGCGUCACAAAUUCUGUGGGCCACCGGUUCAUUUUCUGGACCGAUACCCAAUGGUUUCUACUCCGUCAUUCCAGAAAAAAGAAUCAAGGAGCUUUUUCAUAAUAUUCCUUCUCCUGAUGAGCUUUGUUCUUUGGGUGUGGAGGGUUCUAGAGCUGAUAUAAUUCUUGUAGAUGCAGAGAAAGAUAAGAAGCUUUCCAUGUUGAAGCAACUAAUUGUAACACUGGUGAAGGGCCUUAAUUCAAAUCCAGCUUCAAUGAUAAAAAAGAUUGCUGGACUAGUGUUUGAUUUCUACGGACGUUCAAACUCUGAGUUAAGUCUAGCAAAAGCUCCACUGGAGGAAAUCGCUCCUGCAUCAGAGGUUCGAGGUGUCCAACUCUUGGGGCAAAUAAGGCAUGCAUCAUGCCGUCCUCGGGCAAUAUUAUUUAAAGUUCUUGCGGAUGCUGUAGGUCUUGAGAGUAAGCUUAUGGUGGGCCUACCUAGUGAUGGAGCUUUUGAAUGCACAGGCUCAUAUAGGCACAUGUCUGUGGCAGUCGUGCUGAAAUCUGUUGAGCUGCUUGUUGAUCUAAUGAGAUUCCCAGGCCAGUUAAUACCCCCUUCGACCAAGGCAAUCUUCAUGUCCCAUAUUUCUGCGGCAGGAGAGAGUGACUCUGCAGAGAAUGAUUCAUGUGAUUCUCCCCUUGAACCAAACAGUCCACUAUGGGCACUUUCGGACAAGCUGAGUGGUGAUGGAAACUGCGGUUCUGAGCAAGAUGAGAAUCUUCAGUCCUUGUACCAGUGGAAAGUUGAGGCAUUGUUAAAUGUCUCAGGCCCUUCAUUUAAAAGUAUCUUGCAGCCUGCUGCUUUUGUUGAAGGAAAGUCAAGUUUAUCAAAUGGUGAACCCAAUAUGGCAAAUGCUGUUUGGCGACGCAACCGGAGGAAAGCCAUAGCAGAUCAACGGGCCGCUGGUUCAAGCCCAGAGCAUCCUUUGUUUAGAGCACAUGGACGGUCAAUGCUUAGCAGUGCUGGUGAUAGAAAAUCAUUUAGAGAAUAUAUGGAUGACAUGGCUGUAUCAAGGUCAGUUGGGGCAUCAACAUCAGAAAAUCGUAGAACAAGAAGACGAAGCAUUAGCAUUACCCCGGAGAUUGGUGAUGAUAUCGUGAGGGCUGUGCGUGCAAUGAAUGAAACACUCAAACAACACCGUCUUUUGAAGGAACAAGGUGAUGAUGGAUCAGGUUUUUAUUUUGCUAACGACCAGAACAAUUGUACUGAUCCAUCAAAAAUUCAGGUCUCAAAUUUCCAUCAGGAUGGUCGUGGCGAAAUAUCCAGUGAAAGAUCUGCUGCAUAUAAUCUUUUCAUGGAGCAAAGAAAUUCAAAGGAAAAGGCGAUUUCAUUACCUUCAUCUCCUAAUGAAUUUAGGGGUCAGGCUCAUGGGAGAAGUGGACCUUCAGCCUUUCUAAGAACUGUGGAUUUGGUCUCAACAUGGAAGAAAGUGUUACAAUCUUCAUCAUUUCUAAAUAAGCCCCUGUCACCUUUUCAAGAAUGGAAUAUUGAUUUCUCAGAACUAACCAUUGGCACUCGUGUUGGGAUUGGGUUCUUUGGGGAAGUUUUUCGUGGCGUAUGGAAUGGGACAGAUGUUGCUGUCAAAAUUUUUCUGGAGCAAGAGUUAACAGCUGAGAAUAUGGAGGAUUUCUGCAAUGAAAUAUUUAUUCUAAGCCGCCUUCGACAUCCAAAUGUCAUAUUGUUCCUGGGUGCUUGCACAACGCCUCCUCACUUGUCAAUGGUUACUGAAUACAUGGAAAUGGGAUCCUUGUAUUAUCUGAUCCAUAUGAGCGGCCAGAAGAAAAUCAGCUGGCGCCGGCGACUGAAGAUGCUCCGUGAUAUAUGCAGGGGUUUGAUGUGCAUGCACCGCAUGAAAAUAGUCCACCGAGAUCUGAAAAGUGCAAAUUGCCUCGUGAACAAGCAUUGGACGGUCAAGAUCGGUGAUUUUGGGCUCUCACGAGUAAUGACAGAGGUUCCCAUGAGAGAUUCCUCAUCUGCAGGGACUCCCGAAUGGAUGGCUCCUGAACUCAUCCGCAAGGAACCCUUCACAGAAAAAUGUGACGUGUUCAGCUUUGGGGUGAUAAUGUGGGAGCUUUGCACACUAAGUAGACCGUGGGAAGGUGUACCAUCAGUUCAAGUAGUUCAUGCAGUUGCCAAUGAGGGUUCACGACUGGAGAUUCCUGAAGGUCCAAUGGGCAAGCUGAUUUCAGAUUGCUGGGCACAACCUGAUGAACGACCAAGCUGUGAGGAGAUCCUCUCCCGCCUACUCGAUUGUGAAUACACCAUCUGCUGAUUCUAAUUGUCUAGCAAGCAUAAGAAACUGAACUUUGGGUCAGCUCCAUUUGUAAAUUUGCCGGUGCCUUUGUCUUUGCAUUGUUAUAAACAGUGAGAUUAUUAAGCAUCUUCAUUUUUCCAAAGCA